Molecule: messenger RNA, 1726 nt
Organism: Caenorhabditis auriculariae
Lineage: Eukaryota; Metazoa; Nematoda; Chromadorea; Rhabditida; Rhabditidae
Source: the annotation of a GenBank genome assembly
AUGAUUAGUUUGGCGCAAGACGCCCCCAGGCGAUUUGAUCGGCCAUCCUCCUCCAGCUCCAAGGCCGAGGAUCCGAGAUCGCAUUUGUGUAACCCGGCCAAUUAUGUUUUGUGCGACUCUACUUGUAAGCCGUCAGCUGUUCAGUUACCUUCCGACACCCUCCAUGUUUGUUCCACAACACAAACUUUCGGCGAGCUGUCGCUUCGAGCAGUUUAGUGGAACGUCUGAUGUCAUUCCACCUUUUCUGAAGACUUCAUAUUUUCUCCAUUUUCUCCUAAACUAAACAUGCCAUUUCAAUAUUUAUAGUUUUAUCAUUCUCUACCUUUAUAACAACACAACUAACUUUUCGUGAGCCAGCUUCAUUCAAAAGUUUCACUUUUUCAGUUACAGUACCGCUCAAAAGUGUAUUAAGUUUUGGUUUUUUGAGAAUAUCUCAUCGAGUACUUAUCCGAUUUAUAUAUAACUUUCAGGGAUAAUGUAAAAUAUACUUUGUAACAUAUACGGUAUACAAAGACAUGUUCGCAAUCACUGUGACGCGUUUUAGGCAUUUUUUUAUUGAAUUCAAUUUUUUUUGUUUUUUAUGCUUUUAUUUUUAUUAUUUUUUAUUAAAUUUUUUAAAAGUAAUAAUGUUGCCAUAUGUUUUUUUUCAUGCUUUCAGACAUGGGAAGAACCUCUGGAAAAAAGGAUUUGACUGAUAACGACAAAAGAGCCAUCGUUGUGGGUCGUCAAAAUGGACUGACCAUGAUGACGCUGGCAGGAAUGUUCGGCGUGACGGAGGCGGGCAUUUCUCAGUUCCUAAAGCGUUGGAAAGCUCAAGAUGGCUCUACUAAGAGCCAACGCACUGGAAAACCACGUGUCACUGAUCGUAAUGACGAUAGAAACAUUUUGAAGACGUCUAGAACCAAUCCAAGACUCACCGCCCCUGCGAUCAGACGGGAAGUUUUCUUGAAUUCGCCAUCUCCGACAUCCGUCACGACCGUGAAACGACGUCUGAAUGUUGCUGGAAUCAUGGGAAGACGUCCAGUGAAGAAACCGAUGAUUUCUGAAAAAAAUCGAGCCGGCAGGGUGAAGUGGGCGAAGGAGCAUCUCAACUGGACCCGUCAAGACUGGAACGAGAUUCUGCGGUCCGACGAAACGGUCCUCCACCAUGUUUCACAGUGGGUAAUUGGUAUUUCGGAUGAUAUCUGGACCCAAUAGGUCUACGAACCCACUGAAUUCCGUCACUCCCGAAGAGGAGGAACUUGCUUUCGUCGGACCACAGAAUCUUGUUCCAGCCUUGACGCGUCCAGUUGAGAUGCUCCUUUGCCCACUUCACCCUGGCGGCUCGAUUCUAUUCAGAAAUCAGCGGUUUUUUCACUGCACGUCUUCCCAUGAUUCCAGCAACAUUCAGACGUCGUUUCACGGACCAGACGGAUGACGGAGAUGGCGAAUUCAAGAAAACUUCCCGUUUGAUUGCAGGGGCGGUGAGUCUUGGAUUGGUUCUGGACGUCUUCAAAAUGUUUCUAUCGUCAUUACGAUCAGUGACACGUGGUUUUCCAGUGCGUUGGCUCUUAGUAGAGCCAUCUUGAGCUUUCCAACGCUUUAGGAACUGAGAAAUGCCCGCCUCUGUCACGCCGAACAUUCCUGCCAACGUCAUCAUGGUCAGUCUAUUUUGACGACUCACAACGAUGGCUCUUUUGUCGUUAUCAGUCAAAUUCUUUUUUCCAGAGGUUCUUCCCAUGUCUGA